GAAGAAUUGAUUGUUUUCUUUUAUGAUAACAAACGAAAACCUAAAUAAAAUUAAUUAAAAGACGGGAAAUUCACGAUGGAAGCCCAACCUGAGGUGCCGGACCUACCACUGCGUCCAUUCAAAUUGGCGCAUCAGGUUGUUAGCCUCACCGGAAUUAGUUUUGAGAGAAAAAGCAUUAUUGGAGUGGUAGAGCUUACGAUUGUGCCGAAUAGUGAAGGCCUGCGACUCAUCCGCUUGAAUGCAAAGCAGCUUCGAAUUUAUACCGUCGUUCUCAAUGAUGUCUGCCAGGCGGAGUUCGUCUAUUUCGAUCCCUUCCAGGAUAUCUCGCACAAGGAACCGAAGAGCCGUUCGCUGGAGACCUACUCAAAGCAGCAUCUUACUGCUGCCCAGCUCACCGACCCAGAUGCAAAUAAUGGAGAACUUCUAAUCAUUGUGCCGCCCGAGGGUUAUUCCAUGAUCCAGGAGGGUCAAGGCCUGCGUGUUCGCAUCGAGUUCUCGCUGGAGACACCCAAAAGCGGUGUACACUUUGUGAUUCCGCCAUCGUCCAUGGACGAGGAAACGCAGCAGAACUGUUCGCAUAUGUUUACGAAUUGCUACGAAAACUCAACCAGAUUGUGGUUUCCCUGCGUUGACAGCUUUGCAGAUCCGUGUACGUGGCGCUUGGAGUUCACGGUGGACAAGAACCUGACUGCAGUUUCGUGUGGAGAGCUAGUGGAGGUUGUGAUGACCCCCGAUCUAAGAAAGAAAACGUUUCACUACACGGUCACCACUCCAGUUUGUGCUCCGAACAUUGCCCUGGCUGUGGGGCCCUUCGAAAUCUAUGUAGAUCCGCACAUGCACGAGGUGACUCACUUUUGCCUCCCUGGAAUGCUGCCGCUCCUGAAGAACACCGUCAGAUAUCUGCAUGAAGCGUUUGAGUUCUUCGAGGAGACGCUCUCAACCCGUUAUCCGUUCUCCUGCUACAAACAGGUGUUUGUAGAUGAACUGGACACGGACAUAAGUGCCUAUGCCACCAUGAGUAUUGCUUCGGUGAAUCUCCUGCACUCCAUAGCCAUCAUAGACCAGACGUAUGUAUCUCGAACAUUUAUGUCGCGCGCCGUAGCGGAGCAGUUCUUUGGUUGCUUCAUUACCUCCCAUCACUGGUCGGACACCUGGCUGGCCAAGGGAAUCGCCGAGUACCUUUGCGGGUUGUAUUCCCGCAAGUGUUUCGGCAACAACGAGUACCGCGCAUGGGUUCAGAGUGAAUUGGCCCGGGUUGUGCGCUACGAGGAGCAGUACGGUGGAAUAAUCCUCGACUGCAGCCAGCCGCCAGCCCCCCUGCCUGUUUCGAGUACCAAUCCAGCAGCAGCUGCUAGCAAGCAACAGGAGAUCGUCCACUACUUUCCCAUUAAAAGUUUGCACACCGUCUCUCCCAAAUAUGUGGAGGCCAUGAGAAGGAAGGCGCACUUGGUCAUCCGGAUGUUGGAGCACCGCAUCGGGCAGGAGCUUCUUAUCCAGGUGUUCAAUAAGCAAUUGGCUUUAGCCACCAAUGCGGCGUCCACAAAGAUUGGUGCUGGUCUCUGGUCGCAGCUUUUGAUAUCCACGAACAUAUUCAUAAAGGCAAUUUUCACCGUAACUGGCAAGGACAUGUCUGUGUUUAUGGAUCAGUGGGUGCGAACUGGCGGGCAUGCCAAGUUCUCCCUCACAUCGGUGUUCAACCGCAAGAGGAACACCAUCGAACUGGAAAUACGCCAGGACUUUGUCAAUCAGCGGGGAGUGAGGAAGUACAAUGGGCCGUUGCUGGUCCAGCUACAGGAGUUGGACGGUACCUUCAAGCACACCUUGCAAAUUGAAAACACCCUGGUGAAGGCAGACAUCACCUGCCAUUCGAAGAGCAGGCGAAACAAAAAGAAAAAGAUUCCCCUCUGCACAGGCGAGGAAGUGGACAUGGAUCUCUCGGCUAUGGACGAUUCACCUGUACUUUGGAUUCGCCUGGACCCUGAAAUGAUUCUGAUGCGGGAUCUCAUUAUUGAGCAGCCAGAUUUUCAAUGGCAGUACCAGCUCCGGCACGAAAAGGAUGUAACGGCCCAAUUCCAGGCCAUACAGGCUCUGCAAAAGUAUCCAACAAACGCCACUCGAUUGGCCCUAACCGACACGAUUGAGAGCGACCGGUGCUUUUACAAAGUGCGUUGCGAGGCGGCCCACAGCCUAACCAAAGUGGCCAACCAAAUGGUGGCCUCGUGGAGCGGACCACCAGCUAUGCUCAACAUAUUUAGGAAGUUUUUUGGCUCCUUUAGUGCUCCGCACAUCAUUAAGCUGAACAACUUUUCCAACUUUCAGCUUUAUUUUCUGCAGAAGGCGAUACCUGUGGCUAUGGCAGGCCUGCGCACCUCCCAUGGCAUCUGCCCGACGGAAGUAAUGCGCUUUCUCUUUGAUCUCUUCAAGUACAAUGAGAACUCCCGAAACCACUACACAGAUGCUUACUACAGAGCCGCCUUGGUGGAGGCACUAGGUGAAACGUUAACGCCUGUGGUUUCUGUGGCCAUUCACGGCACGCAGAUCACCACAGACAGUCUUUCCACAGAUGCCAAGCUGGUGCUCGACGAAGUGACUCGCUUGCUGAACAUGGAGAAGCAUCUGCCCUCGUACAAGUACAUGGUGUCUGUUUCCUGUUUAAAAGUCAUUCGAAAACUGCAAAAGUUUGGACACUUGCCAUCGCUUCCACAUAUUUAUCGCAGCUAUGCGGCGUAUGGAAUUUUUCUGGAUCUGCGAAUCGCUGCCAUGGAGUGUCUAGUGGAUUUCGUCAAAGUAGAUGGCCGAAGCGAGGAUCUGGAGCAUUUAAUCACACUGCUGGAAACCGAUCCCGACCCAGCGGCCCGGCAUGCACUAGCUCAACUCCUGAUCGACAAUCCGCCGUUCACUCGUGAUUCUCGCAGUCGCUUGGACAAGCCCGACCUGGUCGAUCGCCUUUGGUUGAGCAUCAACACGUUGGCGUACGACACCAAGCUGCGUUGCGACAUCGUGGAUUUGUAUUAUGCAUUGUAUGGAAGCAAGCGUCCCAACUGCCUGCAGGCCAACGAAAAUCAGAGUUUCUACAAGGACCUGAUGAAGGACAAUAGCAGCGGCGCUGGUACUAGUAGCACACCCAGCUUCAAAAAGAAUAGCAGUGAUCCGAAGGCCACCGUAACGUCUGCAUCCGACGGGAUUAGCAUGGAAAGCGAGCCACAUAAACCAGCCAUGGUCACCAUCAAGCGAACGGCCACCGAGGCAUUCGAAGUCGGUGAUGAGAUUAUCAAACUGGAACGCAGCGAGGAGAUCACAGUCCUCGAUGAACCGAUGGAUGUUGAAGCCUUCGACAGCGAGACUAAGCUGAAUGUGCUCCCAGCAGGCGACGGUGGACCAGAGGGUCACCAGCAAAUUAAGAAGACGAAGACGGAAAUAUUUGCCGAGGAUGACAACGCAUCCAUGGCCAUGGAUGUGACCGAGUCCACGAGAUACGAAAGCAGCUACGAGGAUGGCAAGUUCAAGCCAGGCGAUGGCUCCAUUAAAAAGAAAAAGAAGAAGGACAAAAAGAAGCACAAGCACAAACAUAAGCACAAGCACAACAAGGACAAGGAUCGUGAGAAGGGAGAGCGCAAAGACAAGGAUAAGCGCGAUCCACAGAUUUCCCGCCUCCAAGCUCGGGAGGCAGCCACUCCCGAUACACUGAGCUCGGCGGACAGUAGCAACAGCAAUAGCAAUCCCCCCAUUGGCCUUCCCUAAGCUCCAAAGUAUAUGUAAUUAAAUUUGUGUCGA
Drosophila bipectinata is the source of this 3774-nucleotide messenger RNA. RefSeq names its product TATA-box binding protein associated factor 2 (gene Taf2). Gene Ontology annotation, biological process: transcription initiation at RNA polymerase II promoter. Gene Ontology annotation, molecular function: metallopeptidase activity; RNA polymerase II general transcription initiation factor activity; zinc ion binding. Lineage: Eukaryota; Metazoa; Arthropoda; Insecta; Diptera; Drosophilidae. Gene Ontology annotation, cellular component: transcription factor TFIID complex. The record is from RefSeq and is a predicted model, not a curated record.